Messenger RNA from Penicillium atrosanguineum, 636 nucleotides. RefSeq names its product ribonuclease P subunit p20 family protein. Gene Ontology annotation, molecular function: RNA binding. Gene Ontology annotation, biological process: rRNA processing; tRNA 5'-leader removal; intronic box C/D snoRNA processing. Gene Ontology annotation, cellular component: ribonuclease MRP complex; nucleolar ribonuclease P complex. The transcript has 2 exons. The coding region runs from base 1 to 636 and encodes 211 amino acids. The record is from RefSeq and is a predicted model, not a curated record. Lineage: Eukaryota; Fungi; Ascomycota; Eurotiomycetes; Eurotiales; Aspergillaceae.
AUGGGCAACGGGCCUCUGGAGAGGAAUCUCCACUUCGAGAUGAAAAAUCAAGACCUCGUCAAACUCCCCAGAUAUGCCAAAGUCGAAAAACGGCCUAUCCCUCAUGCACCAGUCGCCUCACCCUAUGCGGGCGCGUCUGUACCCAAGAUUGUCUACGUCUCGAGCAAGACACCUUUCAUGAGUGCGGUCAAGCGCGUCCAGAAACUACUCCGCCAGGCUGAGAAGCGCGCGACCGCUGGUAUCAGUCUCGAGGAUACGCAGAAAACAGAAAAGCAGAAGCUUGCAGAGCUUGCUCAGGCUGCCGAGACGCGAGAGGAGAUCUUUGUGAAAGCUACCGGCAAAGCGAUUGAGAAAGCCCUCAAUGUGGGCAAAUGGUUUGAAGAGAAGGAAGCCGAAUACAAGGUCCGCGUGACUACUGGAAGCGUCCUUGUUGUUGAUGAUGUGGUCGAAGAUGAAGAGAAGAAGGACGGAGAGAUGCGCAAACAGCAGCGACAAGAAAAGGCUGAUGAUGCUGGGAAGAAAGAUUUCGCGAACAAGAGGAAGCGCGAGGUCGCGAAGGUAUCUGAAGAUGAGGAGUUGCCUGAGACUCGGACUAGAUGGAUCAAAAAGGUUGAGGUGGCUAUCAGCUUCAAGUGA